GUCAUGUCUUAUUAUUACAAUGAAGCUUUUGAAAAUCCCGACUACCACUUCUCAGAGACACUGGAAAUUGAUAGAAACAGGAGAUCUCAAAGGAAUCUGUUAUCUCACCAAAACCCCUAUGAUUCUUCACCAUAUGGUAGCUACGGAGAGCCCAAUGGAAGAAGAGAGAAUUACUCUCCAGCCAUACCAAUGGCCUCUGUGAGACAUGGCUCUGAAUACAGAGAAAGUUUUCCAAGAGCUGAUGUCCAAAGCAGAAGUCCAUAUGGAAAAUUCUAUGAUAAUCGUUCCUUUGAGCCUGAGCCAGAAUGGGCAUACAGCCCACCUUCUCUCUUCCAUCCAUUGGAUGGCCCCUAUGCUUCCAGUUUUUCCAAUGUAUCGGAAGCUAACUUUAUUCAGAGGAGAAACAGAAGGCCAUCUGAAGAGAUCUUCAUGACAUUUUCCACCCUGUCUGAAACAGACCCAGUUAUCAUUAAGUCUCAGAACCUGCCACAUGUUAGUGGCAGUGAAAAAGAAAAGUUAGUUGAAAAUCUUGCAAGUAUGUCCACCCGUGAAAGGAUUAAAGCAAUCCAGAAAAUGCCAGAGACCAUGAAAAAAAAGAGAGAAAUCAGGAAUAAUGUUCUUAAAGAAAUAACAGAAAAAUCAGGGAGACGUGGUACUCAACUUGACUGCUGUACACAGUGUCUGCGCAGAACAGAAGUGUCAUUUCGACGAUUUAGAAACAGCUUGUCAGAACAUUUUCACCAACUGUGGUUAUGGCACAAGACUCUGAAGAUCAUUGGUGGCGAGUUUGGAACAAGUGUUCUUUCGUAUUUUAUUUUCUUGAAGUGGCUGCUAAGUUUCAACAUCUUCUCAUUCCUCAUAAACUUCAGUUUCAUCACAGUCCCUCAGUUUAUUGCAGCAGAACCAAAUAACCUUUCAUUUAGGGGUCUGGAGCUGCUCACUGGAGCUGGUUAUUUUCAACAAACAGUACUCUACUAUGGCUUUUACACCAAUGCUACAAUCAGUAAAACGGAGAAUGGUGCAUCUUAUAACAUGCAGCUGGCCUAUAUUUUUACUGUUGGAAUAUAUUUUGUCAUCUGUUUGCUUAUCUUGUUGUUCAGCAUGGCAAAAUCCUUCUGCAGGAACUUCAUUAACCCUCAGACAUACUCUGGAAAUGCUAGCAAACUUCUCUGCACUUGGGACUUCAAUGUAACUAAUGAAAAAGCUGUGAAGCUGAAACAAAAGAAUCUCAGCACACAAAUAAAGGAAGGCCUCACUGAUGUAAACAAGGAAGUUCUAAAUUUUUCUGGAACGGAGAUACUUGUUCAUAUUCUUAUUCAUCUUGGUGCCUGGGCUGCUUCCCUGGGAAUAGCAGUGGCUGCUUGUUCCGGUGUUUACUUCCUCUCCAUUAAUAAUCUAGAGCUGUUUAUGGAAGGGCAUGAAAAUGACCUGGAGAGCCAAGCUGCCAUGUUGGUGCUACCAAUUGUUGCAUCUCUCCUCAAUGUGGUAAUCCCAUUCUUCUACUCAUGGCUUGGACACCUGGAGAAAUUUCAGAAUCCCAGAAACAGGACAUAUGUCACUAUUGCCAGAAAUAUCAUCCUGAAAAUAUCGAUUAUUGGAAUACUGUGCUACUACUGGCUUAACAUUGUGGCGGAAUCGAAGUCCCAGUGCUGGGAAACACUGAUUGGCCAAGAUAUCUAUCGUCUUAUUCUGGUCGACUUCAUAUUUUGUUUGCUUGGCUCUUUCUUUGGAGAAUUUUUACGAAGAAUUAUUGGAACUACAGUCUGUGUAAGCCUGGGAGUACCAGAAUUUGAUAUUGCACGAAAUGUUUUAGAUUUGAUCUAUGCACAGACUUUGACCUGGAUUGGUAUUCUCUUCUCACCUCUGCUGCCUGGUAUCCAGAUGAUAUCAUUUUUUAUAGUAUUUUAUACGAAAAAGGUCAGCCUAAUGAAGAAUUGCCAACCCCCUCGCCAAGUCUGGAGAGCAGCUCAGAUGACAACGUUCUUCAUGUUCCUGCUGUUUUUCCCUUCCCUCACUGGAGUCCUGUCUGUCAUUGCAGUUACUAUCUGGAGGUUAAAACCUUCAGAAGAAUGUGGUCCUUUCAGAGGUUUGUCUUCUAUGUUUGCAGCAGUCUCUGAGUGGAUAAAAAUACUGGAAAAUUACACUGGCUCAAAAUGGGUAGUGUGGAUCUACAACAACUUAAUUACAAGUGAACUUUUCUUCUUCAUCCUCUCCAUCAUUUUCCUAAUUAUUACUUAUCUUUACUGGCAAAUAAUAGAAGGAAGAAAGACCAUGGUCAAGCUCUUACGUAAGCAAAUUGUUAACGGAGGAAAAGAUAAAAUGUUUUUACUUCGAAAACUCCAUUUACUACAGAGGGCAAAACAAAAUCCAUCUGUACCAAGAGGACGAGACCAGCAGGGAAGAUCUUCAUACCACCCAUCCAUGCAACGUGCCCAGCAAGAGCCAAACUACCCAGGCAGGACAUUUGACAGAAAUCAAAACGCAUCCUACAACGAGUAUCCCUAUUCUGCUGGCAUCUUGAAGAGGACUGGCUUCCCACCUGAUAUGGAGACAUCCCAGCCCAGCAGCAGCCCAGGGGUGUCCGAAGCAGUGGCACUUGCUCUACGUGCCAGACAAGCAGCGCAAUGGGAAGAUUAAGAAGACGAUGUAGAUUUCCAACUGCGAGCAGGCAGAAUCAGUGGUGAAUGUUGUCAUUGAUGUUCUGCGGAAAACAAUACUGAUUCACAUUAAUGACUGAAAGAACCACUUUUUCCUCCCCAAAUGGAAGAAAAAUAGGAGACUGCAAAAUGCAUCCUCUCUGCAGUUUAUUGUAAGACAGGGAACGCACUGCAUGUUUGGUUUGGUUUUGUAGUGAAAUUCUGGUGAUAAUAUGGCCAAGCCUGGAGGAAGUUUUUAUCUUGUUUCAGUAAGGGUCACCCCACAGCUAGUCACUUGUUGUUGUCUAAAUGUAAGAAAAAUUGUGCCUAAUUUUAAGUAAAAGCUUUGAUCUAAAACUAUUUUUGUGUGUUAGGUUGUUCAAACAGCUUUUAUCUGAUCUAAACCAAAGGUGGAGUAU
Cygnus atratus (black swan) is the source of this 3055-nucleotide messenger RNA. It is a transcript of the gene TMC5, whose product is annotated as transmembrane channel like 5. The transcript is spliced from 23 exons. Bases 4 to 2637 code for a protein of 877 amino acids. Gene Ontology annotation, molecular function: mechanosensitive monoatomic ion channel activity. The record is from RefSeq and is a predicted model, not a curated record. Gene Ontology annotation, cellular component: plasma membrane. Lineage: Eukaryota; Metazoa; Chordata; Aves; Anseriformes; Anatidae.